Messenger RNA from Hippocampus zosterae (dwarf seahorse), 1195 nucleotides. RefSeq names its product myosin light chain, phosphorylatable, fast skeletal muscle a (gene mylpfa). The coding region runs from base 143 to 655 and encodes 170 amino acids. Gene Ontology annotation, molecular function: calcium ion binding. Gene Ontology annotation, cellular component: cytoplasm. Gene Ontology annotation, biological process: skeletal muscle tissue development. The record is from RefSeq and is a predicted model, not a curated record. Lineage: Eukaryota; Metazoa; Chordata; Actinopteri; Syngnathiformes; Syngnathidae. The transcript is spliced from 7 exons.
CCCAUCCAAACUUGAGGCUGUGGCUAAAGUUAGACGAGGAGACCCGGGGCUAUAUAAGCCCCCCGGAGGCGGGGGACCAACGCGGCUUCACCCUCUCCUCACUUUCUUCAUUGUUCCGAACCUCCGCUCUCAGCGUCUCGAGAUGCCACCCAAGAAACCCAAGAGGAGGCAGGCAGCCGGAGACAGCGGCUCCUCCAACGUCUUCUCCAUGUUUGAGCAGAGUCAGAUUCAGGAGUACAAGGAGGCCUUCACAAUCAUCGAUCAGAACAGAGACGGCAUCAUUAGCAAAGAUGAUUUGAGGGACGUUCUGGCCUCUCUAGGCCAGCUGAACACCAAGAACGAGGAGCUGGAGGCCAUGAUCAAGGAGGCCAGCGGCCCCAUCAACUUCACCGUCUUCCUCACCAUGUUCGGCGAGAAGCUGAAGGGCGCUGACCCCGAGGACGUCAUUCUUAGCGCCUUCAAGGUCCUGGACCCCGAGGGUAAAGGAUCCAUCAAAAAGCAGUUCCUCGAGGAGCUCCUGACCACUCAGUGCGACAGGUUCUCCAAGGAGGAGAUCAAGAACAUGUGGGCCGCCUUCCCCCCUGACGUCGCGGGCAACGUGGAUUACAAGAACAUCUGCUACGUCAUCACACACGGAGAGGAGAAGGAGGAGUAAGAAGACAGGAAGAAAGACGACAAAUCCCUUCGCUUGAUCCUGCCUUUCCCUUCUCUCCUUCCCUGCCUCCCUCCCUCCAUCCAUCCUACCCUCCGUGUGUACCCGUGGGGUCACGCCCCUGCCCUAUCCCCCUUUCUCUCAUCCAAAGCAGAGACUUGUGGGGGCUCACGGGAUGUCUGUGUCGGCUUAUGGGGGUAGAGGAGAUGAUUUUCAAUAAAACAUGACAUCAUCUUUUGCAUACGCCAGCCAUCUUCUUUCCACGCGUCCUCUCGAGACCACCCGGGGGAGGGGGGUCCUCAUUCCCAUUCCGAAGAGGUCCUCUGGGGCUGGAAGGGAUGAAACACAGAAGGGGGAUGAGGGACGUCCCCGAAAGAAAACAUUAAUGUCUUCGGCGACGUUUCCUCCUCUGCCUUGACAUCGGCGUGGUCGACUUCUUCCUCCGUAAGCUGGUCCACAACGUCCCGCCUCAUCCUUGCCUAUCCUCUGUACUGAAUAAAAAAAGGGACAAACUGUGAAUAAAACCUCUUUCCUUUUGUACAA